Molossus molossus (Pallas's mastiff bat) is the source of this 635-nucleotide messenger RNA. It is a transcript of the gene RBIS, whose product is annotated as ribosomal biogenesis factor. The coding region runs from base 125 to 541 and encodes 138 amino acids. The transcript is spliced from 4 exons. Gene Ontology annotation, biological process: ribosome biogenesis. The record is from RefSeq and is a predicted model, not a curated record. Lineage: Eukaryota; Metazoa; Chordata; Mammalia; Chiroptera; Molossidae. Gene Ontology annotation, cellular component: nucleolus.
AUUCCCUGUACCCUCAACUAGGGUAUUACCUCUCCAGGAACCUGCCUGUGAGGGGACCUGUGACUAUGUGUCUGUAUGUAUCACGCGUACGGCACUUCUGGGCCACACCUGGAGCAUAGUGACAAUGGCCAAGAACAAACGAAGAGGGCAGAAGUCCAGGAAUGUAUUUCACAUAGCCAGCCAAAAAAACUUUAAGGGUAAAAGUAAAGCAAAACCAGUUACCACUCAUCUAAAGAAGAUAAACAUUGUGAACGAGGUGAAGGUCAGGAGGAUGAACGCAGCGUUUGUGGACAUACAGAAGGAGCUCGCUCACUUCUCCACGGGCCUCUCCCUCGAGCCUCCACACAAGCAGCUGCUGCGUAGGGGUCACGCUGCUCAUGGACCGAAGGCUGGUCAUGCGAACCCCGAGUUUCCAGAGCCUUUAAGGGAAGUGAUUUCGGCACUUGGCUCUGGUGUGCGUGGCUGUGCAGCUCCGCAGAAGGGCCAGGAGAACCAGCCUGUGGACGUUGACGAAGCCACAUGGUUAAUGGCUCAGCUGUGACACGGUGGCAAUGCAUCCAGUUCCCCCAGAGACCAAGCAAUUAAAGGUUUUAUAAACUUUAUUUUUUAAAAAUCUUGUUAAUGUACAGGCAUUG